Molecule: messenger RNA, 905 nt
Organism: Paramormyrops kingsleyae
Lineage: Eukaryota; Metazoa; Chordata; Actinopteri; Osteoglossiformes; Mormyridae
Source: RefSeq, a predicted model, not a curated record
GCUUUGAAACUAUCAUGGAUUUUGGCGUAUUUUCCAUUUUACUGGUGAUGACCAGCCUGGCUCUUUAUACAGCUGGGAAUGUUCCACACAUCAUUCCAGAUCCACAUGUUAAUGCUGACCUGGGUGCUGAUUUCACACUGAACUGUAGACUGAGUCAGAACAAUAUUACUGUCAUACAGGUUGAGUGGUCGUGGGGAUCCUCAGAGAAGCUGGAAGGAAAAAUUGUUGUAUUUGACAAAGAGUAUGGGACAAAUUACCAAAGUCCCAAAUUCAGUGGCAGAGUAACUUUUUUCAAUCAUUCCCAGUAUCAUGUGUCCAUCCGAGUCUCAUACGUGACAAUGAAUGACACCGGGAACUACACCUGUCAGUACACCACCUUCCCCAGCGGCAUCUUUCAAGCGACCACCACAGUCACCGUAACAGAUAAGAGCAGAGAUGUUAUGCUGAAUGACCCCCCCCAUGGAGCUUCCCUUUGGAUUGUAGGAACUGUCAUGGCUGCCCUGCUGUUCACAGUGCUGCUGGCUGCCGCUGUGUAUUUCACCCUAAAACAUGCCCGGAAAACGACCAGCGCAAGAAGCCGCCCAGAUCAGACCACCAAUGAUCAAGAUAAGGAUUUAAACUAUGCAGAAAUAGGUUUCUUCAGGAAAGCAGGCAGCACGAAGGUUCCCCAGUCCAAACCAGAUGUAGAGUAUGGAGAAGUGAUCUUUCCUAGCCGAGUGUCAAGUGCCCAUUCUCCUGUACGCCAACCGAACGUGGACAGGGACACGACUUACGCUGAAGUCAAGAGGGCCUAACCGCUCUGGACUGAGCCCAUGAUGUCUUUCAAUGAGCUAAGAAGUUCAGAGUUGAGGGGACCCUGUCAACAGCCCUGUGAGCUGAGCAGGAAACAUCAUUAGGAGGAGAAG